AUGGCCAGCGAUAGGAGGCUCACGCAGUCGCUGCGAAGCUCCUCAAAUCCGCAAGCAGCCAGAAACGCGUCGAGCACGACGCGAAAUGCGGCGCCAGAUCCGACCGUUACGGCAGAGCUUCCGCCGCCCUCAUUCCACGUGGACGUGGCGAUUGCAGGCGGCGGUCUCGCGGGGCUCGCGCUCGCCGCCGGCCUGCAGUGGCGCGGCGUCGAGGCGGCCGUUUUCGAGGCAGCACCCGCCGUGCUGCGAUCGAACAACAGCACGGGCACGAUACUCGUCAUGUUUCCCAACGGCACUAAGGCGCUCGAGGGAUUAAAGCCGGGGCUCGGCGACGCUGUGAUUGCGUGUGGAUCAUCGAUCACAAAAGUUCAGUCGGUUUUCCAAGAACUUUCGGCCGAUAUAGUAGAUUUUGAACCGGCCAGAGCUUCUACGAGCUGCGGUCCCUGUAGUAGCGGAUCUGGCACUAACGAUGCUGCUAUGAAAGGAACCAGCGAAAAUCGCGACGGGUGGGUUAUGAGGGACGUGGCGCCGCGAGGCCAGAUAGUCGUGGAGUGGGCGCGAGCCCAAGAGGUGCUUGCCUCGUCUUUAAUGCGACCCGAGAGUAUUAUGCACGGUCAUCGCGUCGUGGCGUACCAUCCCGUCGUGGCGGGAAUUCCUAUAGACAGCAGGAGCGGUGAAAUGGAAAGUAGCAAUGCUGCCGGUAUCGAGGGAGAGGUGGAAGCGGUUGACAUGGUGCUCGAGGUUGUGGGUUCGAAUCCUAAAACUAGCGCAAAUGAUUGCAGCUUUGCUGUUGCGGAAGGAGCUGAAACUGCGGACGAGGUGGGUGCAGUGGAGCAACAGCGCCAGCUGGUGGUGGUUCGUGCGAAGAUUCUGGUCGCAGCAGAUGGCCUACGAUCAGCUGUGCGAAAUCAGAUGAUCGGCGACUCGCCUCGGUAUCUGGCACAGAUUGGAUGGAACGCGCUUGUGCCAAACCCGCUAACCGCGAGAGUGCACCAACAACAAGAUAGAACGUUCUUUUAUUUCAAAGAUGAGGUUCAAGCUGAUGACCCUGAUGGCCAGCUCGUAUCCGAGCUCCAGCUAACACCCUUUGGUGGCUUUGGCAAGCCAGGUGUCAAAGACCGUUUGAUGUGCCACAUCAGCAAGAACAUUGCAGACCCCUCAGGGCACGACACCUGGCAUACCAUGCUCCAAGUGGUUACCACCACCGACCCUGGGAGCAUCUACGAGCGGUGGAUGAUGGACCGGCCUCCUCCAAAUGAUUCUUGGAGCGACUCGAAUUGUGGUAGCAGGGUUGUUCUUAUGGGGGAUGCUGCACAUGCCAUGCACCCCGGACCAGGGCAAGGUGCUCAUACUGCAUUCGAGGAUGCACACCAGUUGUCCCUAUGCCUUGCUGAGAUCAAGGACAAGCUCACCGAACCUGCUGCCGUGGCUGCUGUGGUUCGGGAGUAUGAGGCUCGGCGGAUCGAUCGGUGUGUGAAAGUCCAUGCAUACGCCACUGCAGCGCAUUGGUAUGGUCAGGAGGGGAAAUUUGUUAAGGAAGAUGUUUUUUGA
This is a messenger RNA of Closterium sp. Yama58-4, 1551 nucleotides long. Lineage: Eukaryota; Viridiplantae; Streptophyta; Zygnematophyceae; Desmidiales; Closteriaceae. The record is from the annotation of a GenBank genome assembly.